AUGGAAGACGGCGCAAGUCUGCCUUUGGCCCUUCACCAGUUGGAGAGAGCCAUCGACGACGAGGCGGAUCCCUCGGUUCUGCGAGCUGUGCGGCAGCGGCUGAUGGAAAGGCUCACCGCACGCAUUAAUGAGCUUGAAGAAUUUUCUGUGACUCUGCUCCGACCCAGCGGAGACUCUCGCACACUUUCUGGCUGCCUUCCUGAUGACUUGCUGGAAGCCUUGCGAGAGAAGGCCGCGAGGGAGUUUGGCAUCCCACGAGACGCCAUAGUUCUUUGCAGAGGAUCGCGGCAAUUUGCAGUGAAGGAGUUGCGCAUGUCGCUGGCAGAUGUUGGCGUCGGCCGGGGGACGGAACUCACGUGCUUUCGUGAUGCCGGCUGCAGGACGUAUUGGCGGCUUCAGAUUGUGGAAGAAGUGUGUGAAUGGGAGGCAUUGAUCUACAACGUAGAAUUGUACGAUCAAUUCAACACCUUGAUACCGUUCGCAGGAAUCGAAAGCAUCGCUUGCAACGGCGAGAGGAACGGCCGGAUCGCCCGCAACGCCUUCGAUGGCCGAUCCGACACCUUCUGGGAGACACUCUUCGGCAGCGAGAAAGUUGGUACAUGGGUGACCUGCAAACUGCGCGAGGCUGCAGCCAUCCGCCGCAUUCGGGUGAAGCAGGGCAAUGCGGGCAACGCCAUCCGCGCCUUCGAGGUGCUCUGCUCCGAGGAUGGCCAGGACUGGGUCUCCGUUUGGACGGCACGUGAUAUGGGGCCGCAUUGGAGCGCUUCCUCUGCUCCACAGGCUGGGCUCUGUGGGCUCUGGUGUGCAGAGUAUGCCGCGGUGAAUACUACUUUUGCAGCCUCCACAAGAUGGCACGACUCAGGCAUAGCACCUCAGGCGCCCGGCUGGCAGCUUAUAAGAGGCACUAUCGAAGCAGCGCUCGGCCUUGCCGCUUUUGCGUUGGUGGUCGCGCUCCUGCUUCCGCUGUCUUUGCUUCUCACAGUGCUGGAAGCUUUGCGAGCCUGCCUGCGACUGGACGCGAAGCCCAAAGCUCCGUUGGAGGAGGGCCGUGUCACCUUGGUUUUGCCUGGCACUUGCUCCUAUGUCUUUUGGCAACUGGGAAUGAUACAGUACCUCUGUGAGCACUUCGACACACGAAGCGCCAAGCUUGCUGGAGUCAGCAGCGGCACCGUAGGUGCGGUAAUGCUGCUGCAGCUGGAAGAGGUGGCCGCCGCUGCUGACUCAGACUCUGCAGGUGUGGCGGCAGCUGUUCGUCAGAGAGCCCACCAGAUUUUUGGAAUCAUUGAGAGCAAGGCUGCGCAGAACAUGGCCUCACCAACAGCCUUUGUAGGGCGCUUGGGCACUUUGAUGGACAUUCUAGCUGCAGAAUUGCUGUCGGAAGGCGACUAUUCCGCCUUGAGCUCCCGCAUGCGCAUCGGAGUGAGGCGAUUGGCCACCGGCUUUGUCCCCGCGAUGGUGCCCGACGUCAUCACCAGCUUUUCCUCACGAGAAGAGCUGCUGGAGAGUGUUAUGGCAUCAUGCAAUGUAUGGCUGGUGGUCCGCUUCAAGCCAUGGAGAUAUGUUCCCAGCCUGCGGGCCUUUUGUAAUGAUGGAGUGAACCCCUUUUCCUUCCACUGCUUCUUCGAGUACCUGUAUGACCUGCGCAGCGAGAUGCGGGGCGUCAUUGCCGCGAACCAUCGCCACGGCGGCGCAUGGGCCAAACUCUACACCGUUUGGAAUUACCAAGUGUUGCUUUCCCCUGCUGACCGGCACCUGUGGAUAAGCCCCACCGUUGGUGGUCGGCUGGAUAUCCGAAACAUGGUGAGGUUUUCCGGCUGGUUUAUGGGCCAUCAGUGGCAGCAAGGCUACAUUCAUGCACGAGAUUUAGAUGCACAAGGUUACUGGAGGGAUCUGCCCAGGCGACCUGGCAUGUGAGACUUCCAGAGCUGAAGCCGCGGGGCUUCAGAAUCUUCCGGGCGCUGAAUCCAGCACUCCAGUUUGGUGCAGUCUGGCGCGAAAGCGCCC
This is a messenger RNA of Effrenium voratum, 2004 nucleotides long. The record is from the annotation of a GenBank genome assembly. NCBI's taxonomy places the organism in Eukaryota, Dinophyceae, Suessiales, Symbiodiniaceae.